GCCGGCCCCCUCCCCCUCGCGCCGCCCUCUCUUCCUCCAGCUCUGCAGCCAAUUAGCCGCCCCCUCGGGCGGGAGGCGUGGGGCGCUGCAUAAAGCUGCGCGGAGCUGUCACCCCGCGAGCCAGGAGCCGCGCACCUCCCGAGCCCAGCCGCCCUCCCGCGGACUCGGGGCCUCGGCCGGCCGGGAGCACCAUGGCCACCACCAACGGGGCGCUGGAGAACGGGCAGCCGGACGAGAAGCCCGCCCUGCCGCGCCCCAUCCGCAACUUGGAGGUCAAGUUCACCAAGAUAUUUAUCAACAAUGACUGGCAUGAAUCCAAGAGUGGAAAAAAGUUCCCCACAUAUAACCCUUCAACUCUGGAGAAAAUAUGUGAAGUCGAAGAAGGAGAUAAGCCCGAUGUGGACAAAGCCGUGGAGGCUGCUCAAGCUGCCUUCCAGAGGGGAUCCCCGUGGCGCAGGCUGGACGCCCUGGGCCGUGGCCGGCUGCUGCAUCAGCUGGCUGACCUCAUGGAGAGGGACCGCACCAUCCUGGCCACUCUGGAGACGAUGGAUACUGGGAAGCCCUUCCUCCAUGCCUUUUUCAUCGACCUGGAGGGCUGCAUUAAGACCUUCAGAUAUUUUGCAGGGUGGGCAGACAAAAUCCAGGGCAGGACCAUCCCCACAGAUGACAAUGUUGUGUGUUUCACCAGGCACGAGCCCAUCGGGGUGUGUGGGGCCAUUACUCCAUGGAACUUCCCCCUGCUGAUGCUGGCAUGGAAGCUGGCACCCGCGCUGUGCUGUGGGAACACCGUGGUCCUGAAGCCUGCAGAGCAGACUCCCCUCACCGCGCUUUAUCUCGGCUCACUGAUCAAAGAGGUUGGCUUCCCUCCCGGUGUGGUGAACAUCGUACCAGGAUUUGGGCCCACGGUGGGAGCAGCGAUUUCUUCUCACCCUCAGAUCAACAAGAUAGCCUUCACUGGGUCCACAGAGGUUGGAAAGCUGGUUAAAGAAGCCGCAUCUCGGAGCAAUCUGAAGAGGGUGACGCUGGAGCUCGGGGGGAAGAACCCUUGCAUCGUGUGCGCUGAUGCUGACCUGGACUUGGCAGUCGAGUGUGCCCACCGGGGAGUGUUCUUCAACCAAGGCCAGUGCUGCACAGCUGCGUCCAGGGUGUUCGUGGAGGAGCAAGUCUACCCCGAGUUCGUCAGGCGCAGCGUGGAGUACGCCAAGCAGCGGCCGGUGGGAGACCCCUUCGAUGUGGAGACCGAGCAGGGGCCCCAGAUCGAUCAAAAGCAGUUUGACAAAAUCCUUGAGCUGAUUGAGAGUGGGAAGAAGGAAGGGGCCAAGCUGGAAUGUGGAGGCUCCGCCAUGGAAGACAGGGGACUCUUCAUCAAACCCACUGUCUUCUCAGAAGUUACUGACAACAUGAGGAUUGCCAAGGAGGAGAUUUUUGGACCAGUGCAGCCAAUACUGAAGUUUAAAAACAUCGAAGAAGUUAUAAAAAGAGCAAAUAGCACAGACUAUGGACUCACAGCAGCCGUGUUCACAAAAAACCUUGACAAAGCCCUGAAGCUGGCUUCUGCCCUGGAGUCCGGCACAGUCUGGAUCAACUGCUACAAUGCUCUGUACGCACAGGCUCCGUUCGGCGGCUUUAAAAUGUCGGGAAAUGGCCGAGAGCUAGGUGAAUAUGCCCUGGCUGAAUACACAGAAGUGAAAACUGUCACCAUCAAGCUUGAGGACAAGAACCCCUGAAGGAAAGGGACCCUUCCCUCAAACAUGGGACAGCCCCUUGGCAGGCCAAACGUGCCGAAGGGACUAACUAUACUGACCUUCCUGGGACACUCUCUUCCAGACACUUUCAGUCUACUAGAGCUGAAUGGUUUUGAUUUUCAUCUCACACUCCUGUUUUAUUGACCUAACUCCGGAUGCUCAAAUGAUGCAUGUGAAACUGCAGUUCCACCUGGGAGGGAGCUACUGGCCAUUUCUGAUUCUGCCUUUAGAUCUGGUGUGAGAGAGAGUGAAGAUACUCAGGGUUCUGUUAACAAGAAAUGGUAUUUAUGUGUCCAGCAGUGGCUUCAAGGUGCUCUGCUGAAUCCAACUCCAGUGAGAAUUUGGAACAUGCUCCCUGCAUGAUCCGCAAGCCCUGCGCCUGGGGCCCCUCGUGGUCACCUGUGCACGCAGCUCCUCCUUGUUCUGAGGAAGGAGUAGGAUCAUUCCAAAGGAAGAGAUUAGCACUCAGUUAAAAAGAGGAUAUGACAUGGGAGGUUUGGGGGAACACAUAUCAGGCAAGGGUGUCAGAAGCCUUGGGCAUGCAAGGUGUGGGCUUUGGAGGACAGCAUAUUGGCACUGACCAUGGAUUCACUUUGAAACCAGUACGACCUUUGGACUAUGGCCAGAUCGACAUCCCAAAGAGCUUACCUAAAACUGUGCUAGUCUACCUUAACCAAGGUUCUUUCUAAGGCAGGAGACAUUGUUAGUAUCACCGUAGCUGCUGAAGGCCUAGCCUUCUGGCAUCACAACAACAAAGCAAAUCCUAAGAUAACUAGCGUGCUGCAUUUGGGAGAUCAGAACCACAAUUCACUUCUUCAAAUUAUGUAUUUUACAAUAUUGCAUAAUGGUUUACAAUAAGCCUAUGUACUCUUCCUUUUCUCCAGUUCCAUUAUCCAUGUUAAAUUAGUAAAAUGUGCACAUCUGGAAAGACUGCUGUUCUAAUUCCCCCCCUUUUAAAAUUCUAUUUUGUUAUUGAUUUCUGAUUAGUUGACAAAUAACUUCUGGAGUCCAUGGAGGAACUGGAUCUACACCCAGGUGACCCAAGCAUUUUAUUAGCAAGUUAAGAAUUAUUCUUUUCCUCUUUUGUGUACGCAAAAUUAUGUGCAAUUCCAUGUUUUAACUUGGAAAACUGAAAUUAUUCACAUAUAGCUUUAAAAACAAAACCAAACUUAAAUCAUCAUGUUAUUCAGGUACUUUUACUAAAUACAUACUUUCCAAAUUGGAAAAAUAGUGCUUACGUUUGAAGAAUAAAUUGGAGAGACAAUAACACAAAGGUCCAUGUCAGAACCAGUGUGUGUAUAAAGAAAAUUAUGUGUGAAUUAGGGUAUCAUCCUUGUCAGAUAUGAAAUAUGGGUCUCACCCUCUUUUUCACCACAUUAACACUUAUGACUCACACUACCAAUAACUUGUUAAACAGAAUUUGAUUUCAUACACUGAAUUUCAGUAUCCCAAGAAACUAGAGACACUAACCUUUAUUGUAGUACCUUAGAGGGUUCCUAUUCUUUCACUGUACAAUAAUGUCUUUAAUUUGAAAUGCUACAUUAUUUAUAAUUGGUAGAGUUCAUGUGUCUUUUAUAGCUGUAAGUACACAGAGGUGGUAUAUUUAACCUUCUGUAAUAUAAUGUAUUUAGAAAUAAAAAUCUAUAUAAUGUUAGAUUUCACUUCUUUUAAGGUUUACCCCUGUGGUAUGGUUUUUUUAAAAAAGUAUCAGACUGGGAAUUCUGAUCGCAACUGCAGAUUGUGUUCAACAGCAAUAAAAUAAAAUUGGACAUUUGAGAAA
Molecule: messenger RNA, 3525 nt
Organism: Cavia porcellus (domestic guinea pig)
Lineage: Eukaryota; Metazoa; Chordata; Mammalia; Rodentia; Caviidae
Gene: Aldh1a3
Product: aldehyde dehydrogenase 1 family member A3
Exons: 13
Coding region: 192-1727 (511 amino acids)
Molecular function (GO): aldehyde dehydrogenase (NAD+) activity
Source: RefSeq, a predicted model, not a curated record